AUGGAUAGUCCAUUAACAGCAAAUCUUUGGGAUAAUAAUGGUGAUAAUCAAGAUGGUGAUAAUUCUCCUAGUAUAUUAAUUGAUAUAUCUCAAGUUACAAAAGACGAACCAGAUGUAAAUCAAAGCCCUCUUUUAUUCAAUCUUGAAACUCCGCCAGAUCCUAUUUCAAUCGAAGACGUUACACACGAUAUCAUAGAAACUGACGAUAAAGAUGACGACGAAACAGAUACGGAAAAUGAUUCGGCACAAUCAAGCAACGAUCCUUAUUACAAACCAAGCUCUCCACUCGCACUUCAUAAAGUAGAACGAGUAUCGUUAAAAGAUACAAGAAAUAAUUCAGAUACUGGUUCAGCUUUCUUCAGUUCAUAUUUUGACAUUAAUAAUAGCUCAAACGAAUAUCCAUGGAUGGAUUACCAUAUGGAUGAAAUACCAACUACAGAUGAUACUGAAAUUUUACAAAAGAUUGAUUCAGAAUUUACAAUUCAAAAGUUAGUUGAAGCUAUUCGCUCCAGCUAA
This is a messenger RNA of Trichomonas vaginalis G3, 516 nucleotides long. RefSeq lists its product as uncharacterized. The transcript has a single exon. NCBI's taxonomy places the organism in Eukaryota, Parabasalia, Trichomonadida, Trichomonadidae. The coding region runs from base 1 to 516 and encodes 171 amino acids. The record is from RefSeq and is a predicted model, not a curated record.